UGGGAAAGUGCUGCUGGUUUUCAGUGCAUACGCAAAAAGAUUAUUUUGUUCUGUUUGUUGUUUUUUUAGGAUGUACUUGAAAUUUUCAAGAGGAUUUGCCUGUAACUAACAAAGAGAAAGUGGGCCGAAUGACAGAAGAUGCAGCAAAGCACUACUCUGAUGGAAUCCCAGCUGUCUCUGCUCUCCUCCCUAAGUGGAGAGCCCAGGCCAGAGGAUUACAUUCAACCCCAUUACAAAGAGUCAUACCGGCUUGCAAUUGAUUGCUUGGUAAGCAAAGGAGAAGAGGCAUACCAGGAAAUCCUCAAGGAGGAGCAAAUUGGUGACUUCCUCUCACAGGAGGAAGUCCUCUUUAUCCAGGAGAAUACCAAGCAGCCAGCCACCACCAGCCAUUGUGAGGAGAGCGAUGGAUGCCCCGACAAUGCAUCCUCGACAGGGACAUACUGGCCCAUUCACUCUGACGUGGAAACCCCAGACCUUGACCUGGGCUGGCCCGACUUCCUGCAACGCAACCUCCGCACAAACAUCGAUCUACUCUUCCACCCGCCAAGACUGAAUAGCCCCACCAUAAAAGAGGUGAUAAGGAAGCAGAUACAGGAUGCGCGACAGGUUAUUGCAAUUGUAAUGGACAUUUUUACAGAUGUGGACAUAUUCAAAGAGAUUGUUGAUGCCUCUGUAAGAGGGGUCCCCGUCUAUGUUCUUCUGGAUGAGUCUCACUUUGAAAGCUUUCUCACGAUGGCCGAGAAGCAAGGUGCUCAAAUCCAGAGGCUGAGGAACAUGAGAGUGCGCACCGUAAAAGGACAAGACUAUCUCUGCCGCUCAGGAGCAAGGUUCCAUGGCAGGAUGGAGCAGAAAUUCCUCUUGGUGGAUUGCCACACUGUGGUGUAUGGUUCCUACAGCUUCAUGUGGACCUAUGAGAAAAUCAACCUCAGUAUGGUGCAGGUAAUCACUGGCCAGCUGGUGGAGCUGUAUGAUGAGGAGUUCAGGACUCUCUUUGCUCGUUCCACUGUCCCAGCGGUACUCUCACCGCCGGAGGGCAAGCACAACGGGUACAGCUUAAAGGCAGGGUUCAAGGCUCAGUGUGGUGAGGCCUUUGAGAGGAGUGACCAGCUGAGGCACACCUUGAACACAGUUUACCAAAGGGCCUGCGGGAGACCAGGCAGCAGGAAAAUCCCUGGGAUAGAGUUCGAGGCUGAACCUUGUGACGGUGAGCCAUUUAACCACAGACCUGAAUUUGAGCAUGUGGCAAGUGUACAGGCCCGUCUGCAUCACCUCCAGCCCGCUGAUGAUCUUGGUGUCCUGAAGAGACACAGCUAUGCCGGGGAGAGGCCAGAGGCCCCUUUUGUUCCCACUCAAAGCCACCAAAAGUAUCGCGCUAGCAACUGGAAUGUGUCAGGGGAUGGAAGCACAUGGUAUGGGGCCCCUGUGAGAAGCAAUCACCUGUCUGGGGGCAUUGCGGACCCGUUCCCAUCAUCGAGGCCGGGCCAGGUAUAUGGCAGGGGCUCCAACAUGCGCCAGUCCUUCCAUGGCAAUGAUAAGCACGUCCUUUCUAUGCAGCAGAACCUGCCCAGCCUAGAACGCACUGCCAAGUCCUUCCUGCGUACCUGGCGGAUCGAGUCUUACCUCAACAAUAAUGAGGUGCCCAUCAUGGAGUCCAGUGACUACCUAGAUCAGUACGAAGGGCUGGACUGCAAGCCUAAUUCAUAUAUGCAGUCUCGUCUACGAUCCUCCCUCAUCUUCAAGUCCACCAUCCCUGAGCAGCCGGAGACAAACAGUUACACUCAAAACUCCUCAUCUGACAUGCCCACCAAUGCACCUUUUUAUGCUUCAAAGCAAUGGAAUGCUGCGGCAUCGAUGGAAAGCAAGAUGAGGCAAGACGAGUACAUGUUAAAGAGGCGCAGUCUGCAGAUUUUAGAUGAUCCCAGGAAUAACAUGCAUCAUGGCCUGGGGCGAGACCCAUAUCAAUCCAUGUAUGCUAGCCUGGGUAGAGUCAAGGGGAACCUAUCAGUAAAAACACCAGUGGUGUUCCAAGAGGACAAGUAUAAAAGGCAUAGUGUGGCUGAGCCCCGUCCAAACAUGCAGUACAUUGCCAAUGAAGAAUCUUCAAGGAACACCUAUGGCAUGUUGGGGAAGGGUCAGUCUGACAGAAGGGCAUUGGGUGAGAUCGCAACCAGCGGGCAACAUCCUACAAAUAAUCUAAAGGAAGACAGGAGAUCUGUCUCUCAUUAUGAUGUCAAGAAGGUCACAGAGGGAAAGAAUACUCCUGUGUCCAUGUGGCAAGAGCCACCUUCGAGAACGGUCUCAGUUUCGGUCCUUGGGGAGAACAGUAAAGAGCCUGUGCACAAGCCUCUGAACAUGGGUUCUCCGCGCUUCUUCAAAAGCAGUUCAAAGAAAAUCAAAUCAUUGCUUAACAUACCCGAGAAAAACAAAAACCGCUCAGAUCACAAAAUGGGCAGCAGCACGGACACUAUAUUAUCCGAGGACCAAGGAGAGAUAGAAGGAGAAGGGAAUAAAGUUCCCAGUGAAAAAGUGAAAUCAGAUGACAGUGCCAGUCACUUCCCAUUGAGUGAAAACCACUUUGGGAGUAAUACAGGAAAUGCAUCUGCUCCACGUUUCAGUACAGAGGACCUGGAAUCAAACUAUGCUGUCCCUGAACAGGGGCAACACUCGGUUGGUAUCCGAAAAGACAGAUUGAGCUCAGCAAUGGAAGGCAGGCACAGAAGUCACAGAGGAGAGGAUCGACUGUACAGUCGCUUUGAACCUUUUUGCAGCCUAGAAAAGCAACCUCCUUCAAGUCAUUCACAAAAGAUCACCGCCAACAUGCGAGCAGCAGAGAAGUCUAAAACUCUUCUCAGCAUCAACACUAGAGGGAGCUCUCCUGGAGAAAGUCACAACACAGGGGGUCCAGCACAAGCUCACAAUGACAAUAAACUAGGCAGAUUUAUACAGCGUGUUGGGAAUUUAAUUAAUAAAAAUAAAUAAUCAGACACAUUACCUGUUAUCACAAAGGGUAACUCAUUUUUAUGGCAAAAAGGAUGAACCAAAGGUGUUACCCCUUCCUUUUUAUACCAGAAAGCCUAUGGUUCUGUUUCUUCAGAACUAGGAAUGUUUACAUUUACAAAUGAGCACACUGAUUGCUCCCCUAUUUAAAAAGGAAGAAUUCUGCUUUAAAGGCAUAGAUGCAGCACAAAUUACACAAUUAUAAAAUCAGCAAUGUUUACAUGUACAGAGCAUAUCAGACAAAGUCACUUCAUUGGUACACAUGGCAAGGGAAUGACAGGUGAAGCAGGUUUACCAAGAAAUGGAAAAAAAAAUAAAUGAAAAAAUACAAAUUAUAAAAAGAAUGGCAAUCAUGCAUUGGAGUAGGGCAGGCAGAAUUUCAAAUCAGAUAGAGCCAGCAGUUGAAUCAGAGCCAUAGACAAUAACACGGGUGAGACAAUAUAGCUAGCUAUGUUUAUCUCAGUAAGCAGCUAGCUGGGUACUUUAAUGUCAGCUGGGUUAGGUAGCUAGCUAACUGACCAAUGUGGUUGUUAGGAAAAAAACAUACUACAAAGCUAACUUGCUAGGUGACUAGCUGCUUAGCUUAAAUUUCUAAGCAUGACUUCUAUGUGUCAAAAUUGGCAUUGUGUGGAUAGCUAUGACAAUCUAUCUAUUCAAUGCUGUGAUGGGAUGGCUAGGAGCUAUUGAUAGCCAGUGAGCUUUUUGCAAAAAAAAAAAAAAAAAAAAGAAAUAAUUUUGCAUCAGCAACCCUGCUUUGUAAAGUGUUUUUUGAAUUGCAGCAAUUCAAGUCUAGCAGCUGUACUUGCACAACCCAUUUUUGGUAAUUAGCUAUUUGGAUUGGCUGGAUACAAUAAUGGAUACAUAUAGGAUAAGUUAAAAAGCUUGUCCCAGGCAACGUGGUAAAAUGUUGCCAGAUCUAUUUCUUGUAAGUAUAAUCAGCUUGCAUGUUGGGCAGCAUAAUGGGAGAUGCUACUUCACACAUACACGUUAUACAAGACGUUAUACAGAAAGACAAAAUAUAAAAUGGACAUAUGGUUCUUUCCACGUUCAAAUAUCUGUAUGCACUGCUGUGUGUCAAGGGAUGUUGUUUAGCACUAAUUUAUGUUUCA
This is a messenger RNA of Megalops cyprinoides (Indo-Pacific tarpon), 4106 nucleotides long. It is a transcript of the gene sack1b, whose product is annotated as family with sequence similarity 83 member B. Gene Ontology annotation, cellular component: membrane; cytoplasm. Lineage: Eukaryota; Metazoa; Chordata; Actinopteri; Elopiformes; Megalopidae. Gene Ontology annotation, biological process: epidermal growth factor receptor signaling pathway. The record is from RefSeq and is a predicted model, not a curated record. The transcript has 5 exons. Bases 139 to 2979 code for a protein of 946 amino acids.